AAAUGUGCUUCAGAGCCCUCUGGCAACAAAGAGGUUACCUUUUCAUUACUGCCUCCUUGUAGUAAUUAUGCUCUAAAACAGACACAGGCACAUAUAAAAAAAAAAGCUUGGCUACUGUCUGCGAACACUCCUUUAAACACAGCCCCCUUUAAUUAUGUGAGGUCAAUGCUUUUUUUUAAAACAUGCAGCUGCCAAAAAAAUCAUCCACUACAUAGGUUGCUUAAAAAGAAAAAUCCUUGCAAAGUACAAGUCCUAGAAACAUCAGAAUCGUUGUGCUGAAGGCAGGCACCCAUUUUUUCAAAUCACAGGGAAGAUCCAACAACUAGAACCCAAGAUCAUUCUUUGAUAAGAGCCGGUGAGCAUUUUCCCCUUGUAUUUGCUGUCGUCGCUGGACACUGAAAGUAACCUUAAUGGAAGUUUACUAAAGCUCAUAAGUCCCAUUGUCAAUAACUACUUAAUUAAGGAGGAAACAUAUUUCACCAUAGAAACAGAAGAAGACAAAAGAUAUAGAAAACAUUGCAAAGGUUGGAGGAGAUGCCUGCACAUGCUCUAGGUUAGUAGUGUCUGGAAGAAGGCCAGAGGGACAGCGUCAUGGUUAAACUGGGAGAUAGAGCUGAGCCGAAGAAGACCAUUUGCCAUGGCUAUUAUUUGGGGACUGUUGGCUUUGGCAUUCACCAUGACUUCAGCAAGGACUUCAGGUUUCAAAAGACUCAGAAAUUCUAAACAGAGUUCAGAAGAUUUCCUCUCCCGUCUGAGUCACUAUGAGAUCGCCUUCCCUGCCCAGGUGGACCAGAGUGGGAACUUCCUGACCUACGACCUUCGCCGAGCACCUCCCAGUGUCCGCAGGUCUCGGCGGAGCAUCCCGGAUGAGUCCGAGCAUCAGGUCUUCUACCGGUUACAAGCUCAGAGAUCCAGCUUCCUGCUCAACCUAACCUUGCAAACAGAUCUACUGGGACAACACUUCACUGUCGAGUACUGGAAGAGUGGGGGAUUGGAUUGGAAACAUGAGCUGUAUGAGGACUGUCAUUACAUUGGCCACAUACAAGACCAGCAGUUGAGCUCCAAGGUGGCCAUUAGCAACUGCAAUGGACUGCUCGGAGUGAUAGUGUCAGGGGAAGAUGAAUAUCUCAUUGAACCACUACCUCUAGGUGGAAACUAUAACCAGACCAGUGGUGGAACCCCUCACGUGGUGUACAAGCGCUCCUCCUUGCAGCGACAGCACCUUGAUGCUGCCUGUGGUGUAAUAGAUGAAAAACCCUGGAAGGAACGCCAUUGGUGGCUUAGAAAUCCAAGGCCUCCACCUCUAAGGCCAGCAUGGAAUCACACACAGCGUGGGCCUCUGCCAUUUAAGCGAUCAGUGAGCACAGAGAGAUAUGUGGAGACAUUGGUUGUUGCUGACAAAAUGAUGAUUGGCUACCAUGGGAGAAGGGACAUUGAGCAGUAUAUCCUGGCUAUCAUGAACAUUGUUGCCAAACUUUUCCAGGACUCAAGCCUGGGAAACAUUGUAAACAUCAUGGUGACAAGGCUGAUACUCUUAACUGAAGACCAGCCCACCCUGGAGAUCAAUCAUCAUGCAGGAAAGUCCCUAGACAGUUUCUGCCGGUGGCAAAAGUCCAUUGUAAGCCGUAAUGGAAAUGCGAUCUCAGAGAGCGGCAUUGCUGACCAUGACACAGCUGUCUUGAUAACCAGAUAUGACAUUUGCAUUUACAAAAACAAGCCAUGUGGAACUCUAGGCUUGGCACCAGUGGGCGGCAUGUGUGAGCGAGAAAGGAGCUGCAGUAUAAAUGAAGAUAUUGGCCUAGCUACAGCCUUCACUAUUGCACACGAGGUGGGACACACAUUUGGCAUGAAUCAUGAUGGUAUCGGCAAUGGUUGUGGAUCCCGAGGUCAAGAGACAGCAAAGCUUAUGGCAGCUCACAUUACUAUGAAGACAAACCCAUUUGUGUGGUCUGCUUGUAGUCGAGACUAUAUCACCAGUUUCUUAGACUCAGGACUGGGCCUCUGUCUAAACAACGCUCCCCUACGGCAGGAUUUUAUUUAUCCCACACAAGCUCCUGGACAGGCCUAUGAUGCAGAUGAUCAAUGCCGUUUCCAACAUGGAAUUAAAUCCCGCCAGUGUAAAUACGGGGAAGUCUGCAGUGAAUUAUGGUGUUUAAGCAAAACCAGUCGUUGCAUUACUAACAGCAUCCCAGCUGCUGAGGGCACCAUCUGCCAGACAAAUACCAUUGAGAAGGGGUGGUGUUAUAAGAGGGAAUGUGUUCCAUUUGGGACACGUCCUGAGGGUGUGGAUGGAGCAUGGGGGCCGUGGUCUCCAUGGGGAGAGUGUAGCAGGACCUGUGGAGGAGGUGUAUCCUCCUCUAUUCGCCACUGUGAUAGCCCAAGGCCAACUAUCGGAGGGAAAUAUUGCUUGGGAGAGAGGAGGAGAUACCGGUCAUGCAAUAUCGAUGAGUGCCCAGCUGGUUCUCAGGACUUUCGGGAGAUGCAGUGUGCAGAGUUCGAUAAUAUAGCAUUUAGAGGAAAAUAUUAUUCAUGGAAAAGUUACAAAGGAGGUGGUGUGAAGGCUUGUUCCCUGAACUGCUUAGCUGAAGGCUUUAACUUUUACACUGAGAGAGCGGCAGCUGUAAUCGAUGGGACACCCUGUAGACAGGAAUUUUAUGAUAUUUGUGUUAAUGGGGAGUGCAAGCAUGUGGGAUGUGAUCGGAUUUUGGGAUCUGAUGCCAAGGAAGACAAAUGUCGCGUGUGUGCUGGUGAUGGAAAUACCUGUGAGACAAUCGAGGGAAUCUUCAACCAAUCAUUGUAUGGGACAGGAUAUGAGGAGGUAGUCUGGAUUCCAAAAGGCUCUGUCCAUAUUGACAUCCGCCAGCUCAAUGUAUCACAAAACUACCUGGCCCUGAAAGCAGAGGAAGGGGGUGAAUACUUUAUUAAUGGGAGGCUACCCCCUGACGCACCAAAGAGAUUUGAUGCUGGUGGGACCACCUUUCACUACAGAAGACCACAGGAUGAGCCAGAGUCACUAGAGGCUUUAGGGCCUACUAAUGCAACAAUAGUUGUUAUGGUUAUGGUGAGAGAAGAGAUGUCUAGUAUCCGCUAUAAGUUUAAUGCCCCUAUCAACAGAGACACACAGGGUGGGUAUAACUGGCAUCUCACCACAUGGACCAAGUGCUCUACUCUAUGCGCUGGAGGAGUGCAGUUGCAGCAGGUUGUAUGUAAGAAGCUAGCAGAUGGGUCUAUGGUCUCUGAUGACAUGUGUGAUACACAGCAGAGGAUUCAGGAGAAGCAGCGUCCAUGUAACACUGAACCUUGCCCCCCUGAGUGGUCAGUAGGUCCAUGGUCUGAGUGCAGCCGAAGCUGUAGCUCCGGUGUGCGUACACGCAGUGUUAUCUGCCAGCGCAAAGUAUCAACAGGGGAGAAUAGAUCUCUGGAUGAUAGCAGCUGUACACCAGAUCGUCCUGCCAUGCUGGAGCCCUGCAACACCAAAGAAUGCCCACCAGAGUGGGUGGCACUGGACUGGUCUGAGUGCACUCCAAGCUGUGGACCAGGGUACAGGCACAGAGUUAUCCUUUGCAAGGCAGGGGACAAUGAAAACACCUUACCCCCUGCCCAAUGCCAAGCUAAUGACAAGCCCACAACUAGCAUGAGAUGUACCCUGCAGAGGUGUCCCCCACCACGCUGGGUGACAGGUGAUUGGGCUGAGUGUUCAGCCCAGUGUGGACUUGGGCAACAGAGACGCUCUGUGCAAUGUGUGAGCCACACAGGGCAGCCGUCUGUGGAAUGCAUAGAGUCCCUUCGUCCUUCUGCUAUGCAGCAAUGUGAAAACAAAUGUGAGGCUGGACCUUCUGACAGCCCAGAUGAAUGUAAGGAUGUCAACAAAGUGGCAUACUGCCCCCUGGUGCUGAAAUUUAAGUUCUGCAGCCGACCCUACUUCAGACAAAUGUGUUGCCGGACCUGUCAGGGCCAUUGACUCUUGUCAAAAGAAAGCUGUUAUUUUAUCUUUCUUACCUAUGUUUUUUCAUCCAACUUCCGCCUCUCUUUUCAUUUUUGGAAGACUUUGCUGUCCUCACUGGAAAACAUGUUCUAGUCACCUUCCUCUAUGUGUAUAUGCUUCUGUUGCUUUUCUGUUUUCACUGAUUUUAUGCUGUAUUACUUCAUUGUUCCACAUUUACUUUUCUUUCUGUCCUUCCUUUUGCUGACCUCUCAAACCAUUUCUACACCCACGUGCUUUGUUUCCUCUUUUUUACUUAUACUUUUCACUGCUUCAUCUUUGACUCAUCCUCUGUCUUUUACAUGUCUAAUAUGUCUCUUUCUUAUCUCCAUUCUGCUCAAGUUUCCAUACUUACAUAUAUUUCACAUAUCUUGAAUCUUGGGGCACAUACAUACUAUAAACAUUCCCAUUAACACUUCACUGUCUAGGGUCAGUACUGCUGGAAAGCAGGGGGCAGUGCCCUUGGUUAUUGAUAGCUUAAUACAAACAUUUAUUUUUAUUUCUGGAAGAACAAUUAAGAGCAUCUCUAUUUUAUGUGAUCUAUCCAUUCUAAAUUAUCUACUGGGUGAAGAAGACAUGACAGAGUACAGUAUUGCUAAAGAUUCAGGUUUCUGCAAAUGCCAACAUAAGGUUGUUGUCUCUGUUAAGUUACACUCAUGGACUGCAAAUCAAUAUAUAUAUAUAUAUAU
Messenger RNA from Pseudophryne corroboree (corroboree frog), 4671 nucleotides. RefSeq names its product ADAM metallopeptidase with thrombospondin type 1 motif 10 (gene ADAMTS10). Gene Ontology annotation, biological process: extracellular matrix organization; proteolysis. Gene Ontology annotation, molecular function: metalloendopeptidase activity. NCBI's taxonomy places the organism in Eukaryota, Metazoa, Chordata, Amphibia, Anura, Myobatrachidae. The coding region runs from base 638 to 3961 and encodes 1107 amino acids. The transcript has 26 exons. The record is from RefSeq and is a predicted model, not a curated record. Gene Ontology annotation, cellular component: extracellular matrix.